AAGGGAACAAGGUCUUAGGUUUUAUAUGAUUUUUUAAAAUUCUGCACUUUUGACAGUGGUGGCGAAAUACACUAAUCCAAAAGUUAUUUUUCUAUUGAGAAGAGGUGGAUUGUUUUUCCUUUUGAUUCCAAUCUUUUCUCCCCGUGACAAAGCAUAAAUCAUGGACACCAGAAAAUAAGGUGGACCUCAGGAAUCCUGAAGACUCAGAAGCUUACAUUCCUCCUCAGGAGGGAAGGGUGGGUGUUUUUAUUCCUCUCUGGAACCCAAAACGAAAAACAUGAGUUGCGUGCCAUGGAAAGGAGACAAGGCCAAAUCUGAAUCAUUGGAGUUGCCCCAGGCAGCACCCCCACAAAUCUACCAUGAGAAACAGCGCAGGGAGCUUUGUGCCCUGCACGCCCUCAAUAACGUCUUCCAGGACAGCAGUGCGUUCACCCGGGAAACGCUGCAGGAGAUUUUCCAGAGGUUGUCGCCGAACACCAUGGUGACCCCCCACAAGAAGAGCAUGCUUGGAAAUGGGAACUACGAUGUGAACGUCAUUAUGGCAGCACUUCAGACCAAAGGCUAUGAAGCUGUUUGGUGGGACAAGCGCAGGGAUGUCAGUGCCAUUGCUCUCACUAAUGUCAUGGGCUUCAUCAUGAAUCUGCCCUCCAGCCUGUGCUGGGGUCCACUGAAGUUGCCUCUCAAAAGGCAGCACUGGAUCUGUGUUCGAGAGGUGGGCGGUGCCUACUACAACCUAGACUCCAAACUGAAGAUGCCCGAGUGGAUUGGAGGCGAGAGCGAGCUCAGGAAAUUUCUAAAACAUCACCUGCGAGGAAAGAACUGUGAACUCCUGCUGGUGGUACCAGAAGAGGUGGAGGCCCAUCAGAGUUGGAGGGCUGAUGUGUAACAGUUGCCCAGCCUUCCCUCACCUUGACCCCCUAAAUCCUCUGUGAUGUGCUGUGGCCUACACAGUGGGUCUGCCCUUGCCCCUUCCCCAAACAUCUCAUCGGGUUUUCCCCUCAAACUUGACAGUGUGCAAUAGGCCAGAUGUGUGAAAUGUUACAAGAACCAGCCAGCGUUACUUGUUCCUGGAAGAGGAAGGUAGGAGCUCUGUGCUUAGGGCAGGCAAUGGAAGACACUUGUUUUAUUUGAAGAGAGGAGGAAAAAAGUGGGUCCUCACUUAUUUUUCCCUUUCCUCUGAGGACUUGACAGAGGCUCUGCUGGAGUCCACUGCUGCUCUGACUUACCUGGAGAUGCUGCCUCCAUUUCCCCUUUCC
Miniopterus natalensis is the source of this 1256-nucleotide messenger RNA. RefSeq names its product Josephin domain containing 1 (gene JOSD1). Gene Ontology annotation, molecular function: cysteine-type deubiquitinase activity. NCBI's taxonomy places the organism in Eukaryota, Metazoa, Chordata, Mammalia, Chiroptera, Miniopteridae. The record is from RefSeq and is a predicted model, not a curated record. Gene Ontology annotation, biological process: protein deubiquitination.